GUGCUUGCCAUACUAUUGAAGGCUGCUGCAUCCAUACGGGGCCUACUUUACUGAGCCCAACUCCAAACUCUUGCUCGGCCCUGUUAGACUCGCAUUCCUACAUCGUUAUUUAUGUUUUUAUAGCCAUGAAUCAAUCUCACUAAAGCAGGUCCUACGAGUGCUGCAGCGGAGGAACGCGCUUUGACGGGCCUGGACUUUCUCUUAGCGCGGCUAAGGAAUGCCCGCAAGCAGCGUAGCUGACAGCGAGACGCGGAGUAUCAACAGCUUCGCGUCGUCGUUCAGCCAAAGGUCGUUCUUUGGCAAGCUAAAUAAGUACGAGCUCAAACGCCGCUUUUAUGAGAAGCUCGAUGACUUCAAGAACAAAGUGCUGCUGCACAAGGAGCAAGGGUUCGUGGUGUACCGCGCUCGCUGCGUAUACAGCGGCGGCGUGGUGGUGCUCAAGGGCUACAGCCGCGAGAGCCUCACACUGCAGACCAAGCAGCGCGUGUUCAGCGAGGUGACUCUGCUGCAGCGCGCGCAGUGCCCCUUCAUCCUCAAGUGCUUCGACUCGUUCGAGGACCAGGGCUGGUGGUGGCUGGUGCUUGAGAACUGCGCCGCCGGCGACCUGUACCGCAUCGUGCAGUCCAACGGCCCGCUGCGUGAGGAGGGCUGGCUGGUGAGCCAGGUGUUGCUGCCCAUACUGCAGACGCUGGCCUACCUGCACGCGGAGGGCGUCAUCCACCGCGACAUCAAGCCCGAGCACGUGCUGUUCAACAGCGAGAAGGUGGCCAAGCUGUCGGGCUUCUUCCUGUCCUGGGACGUCAACAGAUACAGCUACCCCAAGGACAUGGUGGGCACGCUGGACUACGUGGCUCCCGAGGUGUUUGUGCUCAACGGCCCCAACGCCAAGCAGCAGCAGGUCACACACUACGACUACAAGGUGGACAUCUGGGGCGUGGGCGUGAUGGCGUACGACGUGCUUGUGGGCCAGCCGCCUUUUAACACGGACGACCCCAACACCACGGUGGAGGCCAUCCUGCUGCGCGAGGCCGAGUACCCGGACUACCUCAGCGACGACGCCGUGGACUUCAUAGACCAGUGCCUGACCAAGGACCCCGCGCGGCGCCCCACCGCCCGCCAGCUGCUGACUCACCCCUGGGUGCGCUGCAACCUGGACUGGGAGCCUCCGGAGGACUGGGAGGACCCCAUCCCCAACGUCGACUUCUCCUACUACAGGGUGGGUGGCGGCGCGGGCGGUCACGGCGACGACGGCCUGGGCUCAGAGGACGAGGCCGAGGACGACGGGCGGCGCUGGUACAACCCGCUGACGUGGCUGCGGCGGCGCAACAGCCUGGAGGACCUGCUGGCGGACAGCGCCAAGGAGCGCGACGAGGACGGAGGGGGAGGAGCAGGAGGGCCCACCACUGGCAGGGGCGGCGCCGGCGGCGGCGCGGGUGUGGCGGCUGCCGUGCGCGGCCCCUGGCAGCUCACCAAGUCCAUCGGCAACUUUGCAAAGACGCUGCUGGGCAACAACGCACAGGUGGCGCCGGACCAGGCGGGUGGCGGCAGCGGUCGCGGCGGCGGCGGCGGAGGUGACUCAGACAACAACUUCUUCGGCAACGCCUGCGCGACCGCCAACGGCGGCGGCGGCGGCGGCGCUGACAAGGGCGGCGGCGGCAAGGGGUUUCAGAUGCUGACGGGGGCGGGUCGCAGCGCCAAGUCGAGAGAAGACCUGGCGGGGGUGCCGGAGGGUGACGAGGAAGAUCUGGAUCUGGAUCCGGAGGGCGGGCCCCACCACGACUCCGCCGCCGCGGCCGCCGCCGCCAUCGCCGCCGCCGCCGCCGCCGCGGUCGCCGCCAACGGCAUGGGUAGCCGCAACGGCUCCUUCUCCGCCGGCGGCCCGGCGGCGGCGGCGGACGUACGGCCGUACAGCCCGCCGCCGCGAGCCGUACCGCCGCUGUCGCCGCUGUCGCCUGGCGGCGCCGACGGCGGCGGCGGUUCCGCCACUAUCAUGACGUCAGCUCGGUCCAUGGAGGCCGGCGGCGGCGGCGGCGGCGGCGGCGGCGGCAGCCGCCCCGGCAGCGCCAACCCCAGCCGGCUCGGCGGCGGCGCGGGCGUGGGUUCCGGCAAGACCCUGGCGGCGGCGGCGGCGGCGGCGGCGGCGGCGGCUGACGGCGGCGGCGCACCGACCAAGGCACCCGCCUUCCUGCCGCACCCGACGGCGGCGCCGCCGCCGCCGGAGCCGCCGCUGCCCGGUGACUUGGAGCUGGACCUCCCGGGUGUGGCGGCGGCGCCACCGCCGCCGCCGCCAGAGGCAGCGCCGCGGCGCACGCCCACGCCCACCAGCGGCGCUCACGAUUCGGCUGCUAGCAGUGAGAUGCGCCGCAGCGGCUCCAACAACAGCAAGGGCAACGGCGGCGGCAGGUCCACGGGCAGCGGCACAGGCAGCGGCGCGGUCGACGUCGCGGACCUGCCCACGGAGCGCCUACACAUGCAGGAGAAGCCGGUGGCGGCGGCGGCAACGGUGGAGGUCUCUGGCGGCGGCGGCGGCGGCGGCGGCGGCAGUGGCGGCGAGCGGCCACUGCCUCACCUGAAUGAAGCAGUCAUCAAAUCCGCGGUGGUGGACGAGGCGGCGGCGGCGGCGGGGGCCGGCGGCGGGGUGCCGAAGCUGGCCCUCGCAGCAGCUUCCGCCGGAUCCGGAUCCAUCAAGGAGCGCGCUUCUGGAUCCGGAUCCGGUGCCGCCACGGAUCCCGCCAUGCACCCCGUGGUCCAGCCCGGCAGCAGCAAGACCACGCCGCGGGAGCGGGAGGAGGCGCGGCGGCUGGCUGGGGUGCAGGCGGAUGCGGUGGUGGCGGCGGCGGCGGCUGUGGCGGCCAUCCCGCCGCCGCCGCCGCCGGCCGCGCAGUAGCAGUAGCAGCUGCAGCUGCAGGUGUGCACACACGUUGCAUUCGGUUGUGUUGGUUGACAGAAGCAAGGCCGACGGACUUGCUGACCAGGUGUGUGUGUGUGUGUGUGUGUGUGUGUGUGUGUGUGUGUGUGUGUGUGUGUGUGUGUGUGUGACCGAGCACCGCUGCCACGGGAAUUACUUGAAUGGGCCGGGCCUUGCUGUCCUGUAAAUGUGAGGAACUGCGACCUGUGAGUUUGACCUGAGGACGUGUGACCUGCGGAUGGUGUUUGGUCUCUCACAUGACGGUGCGCUCCAUUCAUGUCCGCGUGCGUUGCCGCUUGUGACCACUGCCGUACCAUUGCCGUGAGAGGCGCGGCGAGGUUGAGGCGUGCUCUCUGCACAAGCGAAACCUUGAAUUGCAUUUUGAUUUCUCUUCGACGCUCCCCCUACGGCGCAGCAGACGCGCUGUCGGUCUAUUACUUGGCGAUUGGUUUUCAAUUGAAAGAAACAAACUUCAUAGUAGUCGUGAACGGAGCAUGGGGCAACGUGCCGUUACUGACGGACACAUCAUCACAGGGCACAAGGGGUGGUGGGAUGGACAUGCGAGUGGUACUUUUGCAACUUGUGUGCGCUUUGCCUUGGGAGUCGGGGGCAACUCCCAUUUCUCCAUGCGCUGAGACGACUGUGCGUGAUCUGGUGUAAUGGACCAGGACACCAGGCAAAGGAGGGAGGGUGUUGUUUGGGUGAUGAUGGUCAUAGCGGUGGCUGUUGCGAAGGAGCAACCAGGCGGGCGUUUGGGUUGCCUUGAAACAAUGAGGCGGCGUGUGAAAUACAGUAGUAUCAGGCCGCGCGAUCAGCCCGGUCGGCCAGUCGCGCUGACGCGCGCGCGUGUGUGCUUGACGAAGGUGUACGGUGCGGCACGGCACUCCACUCCACUCAUUGCGGUCAGUGGCCCUAGCUCCUGUUGCCACGGACCCAGACCGCUCAGUCCGAGUGGCCAGGCGCCCAGCGUUUCGGGCAAGCAGGAGUGAGCGCCAGGGCGCCAGGACAGCAGACUUGCAGUGCAGUUGUGGAUGAACAGCCGAUCAGCCGAGGGGCGAGGGCAACAUCAGGCAUGAUCACAACGGAUCACAACUCUGUUAUAGAUGUCCAGCGCAGUCAAAUGCAGGAUGCACGGUACAGCAUGCAGGGCCGGUGUAUUGCUAUUUGAUUGACGUAGGGCCUUUACGUGAGGGCGCAAUCCUUUGAAUCUGGGGCGGAACCAAGGGCCGUGCCGCAGUACGUGCAGGUCUGCCCGGAUGGCACGCCCCCGGAAAGUCUAAGAGACUUGAUAUCAUGGCAUACCAUGCAUAGGCUAGCUUGACGAUACACAUGUAUACGUUAAUUAAUAGUG
Chlamydomonas reinhardtii is the source of this 4259-nucleotide messenger RNA. RefSeq lists its product as uncharacterized. The transcript is spliced from 15 exons. Bases 218 to 2887 code for a protein of 889 amino acids. Gene Ontology annotation, biological process: mitotic spindle organization; protein phosphorylation; regulation of cytokinesis. Gene Ontology annotation, molecular function: ATP binding; protein kinase activity. Gene Ontology annotation, cellular component: chromosome passenger complex; spindle pole centrosome; spindle midzone. The record is from RefSeq and is a predicted model, not a curated record. NCBI's taxonomy places the organism in Eukaryota, Viridiplantae, Chlorophyta, Chlorophyceae, Chlamydomonadales, Chlamydomonadaceae.